Chenopodium quinoa (quinoa) is the source of this 1880-nucleotide messenger RNA. RefSeq lists its product as uncharacterized. The coding region runs from base 968 to 1624 and encodes 218 amino acids. The transcript is spliced from 5 exons. The record is from RefSeq and is a predicted model, not a curated record. Lineage: Eukaryota; Viridiplantae; Streptophyta; Magnoliopsida; Caryophyllales; Amaranthaceae.
GAGAGUUCCAACACCAAGACUAAAUUCCGGGCGCCUGUACCUGCAAAACAACAGAGACUCCGGUUGGGUGGAGUUCCGCCUCCGACGAUCAAGUUAGAACGUGUUCGGAAGACGUAAAAAGUGUGGAAAGAAAGGUGGGAUCCUCUCGGAUUCCGAGAUCAGGUAUAUUCUCGGUGGUGAGAAUUAAUUAUCUGCAAUCAUUAACUGCUCUAGUUUUUUUUUUUUUUUUUUUUUUUUUUUGAAUCCUGAAUCCGUCCCCUAGGUGGAAUACAUCUUCCUUUAAUAGGGUCUUGGGAUUUGUGUCUCCUUCCUAGGUUACGAAAACCUAGGAAUGGUGGGUUGUCUAAGGAAUUGGGCCUUGAAGGCCGUCUUUUUCCCAAUGAUUGGAGAUGCCACGUGUCAGCUGAGGAUUGGUUUAUUUUGAACCUCUGAUAAGGUGACACGUGUCACCAUUUUAUUGGGCCACGUGGCCUUGGGGUAUUUUUACCCAAAAUGAUAGUUACACUAAGGGGAGAGUGGAUAACUAUUACCAUAUUAUGAGGGUAAUAAUUCCUCCAUCUUUGUCUUUUCCUCAUGGAACAAUUAUUUUAUUUCAUUUGUAAACACCAUGCCUCCUACAACAACACCUCUAAUUACUUAUUUUUUCACGUUUGAUUUUUAUUAUUACCUUAAUAUAUUACCCCCAAUCCAAGCAAGGCCUAUGUAAAACUGAUCCCCAAAAAAAAAAAAUCAAAUUCAGAUUUUGACUUAAAUAGAGAUAAUAAUAUAGCCUUGGCUCAAUUUUAAAUAGAUCCAACCCAACCUAAUCUUACAAAAUUGGCAAAUUCAACCCAAGCACCCGAAUUGACACCCACGUUUAACUUAAACGAACUAACGAUGUCAAUAUAAGCAACUCUUUCCCGCCUUAAACAAUAGAAGGUGUCACAUUCCCCUCUAUUUCUCUCUCUGAGCUUAGAGCAACUCAACAAUGGCGGUCAUCAACACUGCAAUUUUCUCUCUCCUAACUCUUCUCCUCUCCACCAACCUCCUUCCUUCCUCCUCAACCUCAACCUCAACAAUGGCGUCGGAACACUGCAGCAAAGAACUAGUCUCCUUCUCACCAUGUCUUCCAUACACUGCAUCUCCACCAAGCAACUUCUCCUCCUCUGUUUCCGACGAUUGUUGUCACAACUACAACGACAUUCUCAUUUCUGGGCGUGGAUUUUGCUUGUGCUAUCUUCUUCUUCAACCUCCCAUUUUCGGCGCUCCGCUCGAUUCCGAUAAGAUUCAUUCUCUCUCCUCCAUUUGUCCUCCUUCUCACCGGAGUAGAUUCGGUUCCUUAAUUGAUUUCUCUCUCAAAUCUUUAUGCUCAGAUUCUGAGGCAUCACCCCCUCUCCAAAGCACAGGUCCAGAGUCUGGAAUAAAUACUACUACUGAGCAAUUCUCAGGUUCUGCAACUCUUCUUUCUCCAACUCCAGAUAUGGACUUGACACCGACAUCAGCUGAUAGUCUAUCACCACCACCACCAGGAUUGCAUACUAUCUCCUCUAAAGCUUCACCAGCAACAAGGGUCAGCUUGAGUACUCCUUUAACUGUAAUUCUCUCCAGUUUACAUAUAAUGCUCAACACGGCCAGAUGGGGCUAGUGUGAUUCUGUGAAAGCUACAGAUUCGGAGCUGCUGAAGUUUGUUAACCCUGUUUUUAACUCAUUUGUACGUACAUACAUAUGAGUUAGCUGUACGUACAGAAUUCAGUGUAUUAGCUGUUAUAGUACAUAUCUUCACCUCAGCUGUACGUACAGAAUUCAGUGUAUUAGCUGUGUAUAGUACUGUUUCUAACAAAAAACAGCAGAGGAACUAUUUGUAAAGAUGUUUAGCAUGUCAAGUCAUAUUCUUGUGAGAU